This is a messenger RNA of Aureobasidium melanogenum CBS 110374, 3039 nucleotides long. RefSeq lists its product as uncharacterized. The record is from RefSeq and is a predicted model, not a curated record. The transcript has 2 exons. The coding region runs from base 1 to 3039 and encodes 1012 amino acids. NCBI's taxonomy places the organism in Eukaryota, Fungi, Ascomycota, Dothideomycetes, Dothideales, Saccotheciaceae.
AUGGCUACUCAAGCUGAUAUAGAUGCCUUGUCUGACAAACUCAAUACGAUCGGUCCUUUGUCGUGGGUUAUCGCCGACUGCCCUGUCGUCGCUCUUUUCAACAACAACUCGAUUGAGGAUCUGGACACUCUAGGCCAACCACUAGACCGAAAUGGCUGUGGUGACUUGCUCAGGCUCUGGGUUGGCAUGAACCAAGAUACACAUGAGCUGUUCGUGACCUUGACCAUCCGUAUCCGAGUGUCGCCAGUCAGAAAGAGGACUCGUCGUCAAGGCCGACUCAUGUUCAUGGUCGUUCCGUCAACCACCUUGCAACUACAAUCUGCUGUCGUUGGCUACGAUUGUCUAGGAAACAACCUGUCACAACAUCUCUUCGAUAUGCCCAGCGAUACUCAGUCUGCAAAGUCCAAGCUGCUACACUUGUCUCUGUAUCUUGGCUCUCACACAAGUGAUGUUAUCAUGCCUGCAUUCCAGUGCAGGGCGAACGUUAUGCCUCAAGCAAUGAACUUACUUCGUAAACUCAAGUCGCUGUCUGAGACGUCAUCGUUCCAGCUGUAUACCAACCUAGAUGAAUCGAGGCAAACAGCUUUCCAGCACGUAUCCAACAUACUAAUGGGAGGACACCCUGUUAUUACUCCUUCAAUCGACAUCAAGGGCUUUUAUCCUGGGGGUCGUUCAGCAUGCAAGAAUUUAUGGGCAGACCAGGGGUGGCUAGAAGCUGGAGACAAGGAUUCCUCAGGCAGAGAGAGCGAAAUUGAGAAGAAUCAGAAAGAAUUACAUGUUCCCCUCGAUCCGCAACCGCCUCCACCUUAUGAGCCAAACAGCGUGCCAAAUCAUGUACCCGCGUCCACAGUACCAUGCGGAUCAUCACCGCCACGUACCAUUGUAUCUGAGCAGGGAAUGCCAGCGACGGCACCUCCAAGUCACAGCUCACCUGUUCGAUCUAUCUCGCAACUUCACUCCCAACAGCUUCGCCCUGAUAAGCCAGAGAAUACUCUGCCUGGAGUAGACAGAGCAUUUCUUCGGGUGCGCGACCCUACGCCUGCAACACCAGAAAAGUCACUGUCAUCCAACUACACAGCCACAUUCCUCUCUGGUUUCCCAGAUCAAUCACCUUUGGCUCAAACUCGAGACCGCUUGACAGCUCAGAUUAGAGCAGUUGCGACAGACACCUCUCUGCCAUCUUUACAAGUGGCCGCCUCAUCUGUUACUGAAAGUGCCUUGGAUAAGGACAAUGUCAAUAUUCCGGCCCGGGUCAACUCUCCGAGCGAUAUCGUCGACUGUGUUCCUGACUCCGCGAGUCGCAAAAGACAGCCCUCGCACUCGCUGGAAGCCAGGCCUAGGAAUACCAACAAACGCCCGACUCUCUCUCAUGAAAGACAUCAAACGCUCCUCCACAAUCUACAAGCAGAACUCUCACCAACAAUUCCCGAUACCAUAUCUUACCACAAUGAGGAUACGACACGCCUAACGACGGACAACAUUAUCGCGACUGACCAAAAACAUCAACUCACGCGAUGGCUCAACCACGCAUGGCUUUAUUACCCUAGCGCUCAUUACCUCUUCGUCACAGAACUGCUGAGAUAUGGCAGCGCCUUGUCCAGCAAUAAUUCCCAAGAUGAGAUUGCAACUUGUCAUGCUAAUUGCACAGUCGCCGUCAUCACUCAUUGCACAAAACAGGUGCUGGCAGAAGAGCUCAGUUGUGUCAGCUCUGAUUGCGAAGUGGAUGCCGAAACAAGAGAUUUGGUCAGAUGGUUAUAUGUGCUGCGCCCUGGUGCUGAUAUGGAGUUGUUUUCCUCCCUGCUUCAAUUGUCGGUGUUGGGCCAGCGAUCACUUUUUGUCUCUCGCACGAGUGAGCAUUACAAUGCUCUCGUGGCUAGCUUCAAGCGGCAAAAGGCAGAAACAGUGAGCCAAGCCUACAUAAAAUAUGGUGCCGAGCUAUUGCAAACAAUUAUGGAGGAUGGGGUCGAAACCCACGAUGCGCCCGAUGCUCCUCUCUACUUCGGGCCAGUUCCAACUCCUGAACUCGAUCUCACCACCCAGCUUGGUCUCGACUGUCUAGAGGAAACACUUGUAAUCCGACCGGCCUUGGGCGAAGAAUGCAAGACAGUGGACAUCACCAACCAUGAGAAUCAUCUGACACCCGAUGUGAUCCGCGAGGGUGGUGAGGACUGGAUAGAUUUUUACUGGACCCUGGUGGACCUGGUAAUCCCGGGAGAAAGAACACUGCUUGAUCCACGAGAUCCUGUCGUUGGUGAUGUAACCACGCCAUGGAUCAAUGCGAACUUCAACGUCAAAAUAUUCGUAACCAAUUUUUUCGAUCCGAGGAACGAUAUGCCACCUUACGAUAUCAACAACGACGAGUUUCAGGCCUGGCUAGUGGAGUGGAGGUCAGCGCGGCAGGUGCAACACUACGGCCCAGGAGAAUCUGAAGGCAACUCUGUACCCACCAGAGCUGAAAUUGCCGCCUACAAAAACCAACAAGAGCGUCAUCUUCUCAAUCUCGAGCACACAUUCUACACCCGAACAUGUGUCCACUAUGAAGUCUUCAUCAUGUGGAAUUUCAAUGCAUCAGCAGCAGAAGGCGAAUACACUUCUCCCCGGGUCUCGGCAUCGAACAUCCGCUUUCUCUUCGAUAUCGUUGAUGCCUAUCCUCCAGAACAUCUUGAUCGUCUGGAGUUGCAUUUUGUCUUCAAAGAUGUCCGCUUAGGUCGCUACACUCACAUCGCAAACUCCAAACGCGAAUACGAAUGCGACACCAAACUUGGCCGUCAGUGGGUCAGGAUCAUCAAAGAGGGCAUCAAAGAAUCAGAGCAAUUGACGGAUGAUGUUGAAGAUGGGAUCUACCCUAACAUGGAUGCGGUCUCACCCUUGAAAUGGGAGAUUGCUCAUAAUGUUAGAGGAAAGAUGUUGAGGACAUUUGGCAAGGACAACUUGCUGGCUAGGGGACAGUUGAAGUUCGUGAUGUUUGAUGCGUUCAAGGAGUCGAGGCGUGCGAGGAGAUUGGAUCCUGACGUUAGGAGGUGGUUGAGAGAAGCUUAA